Haliotis rubra (blacklip abalone) is the source of this 726-nucleotide messenger RNA. RefSeq names its product putative ankyrin repeat protein RF_0381. NCBI's taxonomy places the organism in Eukaryota, Metazoa, Mollusca, Gastropoda, Lepetellida, Haliotidae. The record is from RefSeq and is a predicted model, not a curated record. The transcript has a single exon. Gene Ontology annotation, molecular function: protein binding. Bases 1 to 726 code for a protein of 241 amino acids.
AUGGUGGCGGCAGUCAAUGGUCAAAGGAAGGUGUUUGAUCUAUUGGUCCAGAAAGGGUGUGAUCUUUCUGUGAGGGAUGAUAAUGGGAACAACAUUCUUCAUGCAGCUUCUUUUGGUGGUGACAUUCAAAUUGUUGAGGACCUCCUCUCGCGUGACUAUCUCCUGUCUCGUAAUAUUAUUCAUAUUGACAGCAGAAAUAACACAGGUUGGACACCAGUGAUGUUAGCAGCUGUGAAUGGACGAAAAGAAGUUUUUGACCUGCUGGUGAAAAACGAAUGUGAUCUGAAGGUGUUUACUAAGGACAAUAACAACAUGCUACAUGCUGCAUCUUAUGGAGGCAGUGUCCAGAUUGUUGAGAGUAUUCUUUCACGUAAAGUAGCUGACAUGGAGAGUAGAGGAGAAAAUGGUGCAACACCGGUGAUGUUAGCAGCAAAGAGUGGACAAAGGAAAGUCUUCGAUCUGCUGGUGAGGAAUGACUGCAAUUUGUCAGAGAAAGAUGACUCAGACAGAAACAUACUCCAUUAUGCUUGCGUAAGUGACAAUGUACAGAUUGUGGAGUACAUCAUCUCACAAGGCUUAGAUGAUCUAAACAGCAAGGAUGAAAAUGGGCAAACGCCAAUGAUGGUGGCGGAAAAGGAGGGUAGCGAGAAAGUCAUUUCUCUACUUGAAAUCAGAGGGUAUGGCAUGGGAAGGAGACAGCGAACUAGUCGCUGCUGCUUGUGUUGA